AUUGCGCAUGCGCACUAAUGAAAAUUUCAGAUCCCCAUUUUGUUUUUGAUCGAAAUUCGAAGAUAGACGUUCAUUCAGGUUCUUAUUUGAUUCAUUUAGCCUGUUGGCAAACUUACCGGCUAUUGAACAAAAUGGACGUUGAAUUUACCUCAGGUAUGAUUUAUUCUGAUUUACUAAUCAAUGAUCAUUAAAUGUAAGACAUAUAAAAAAGUGAUUUAUCCAUCGUUUAUUAAUCGAAUAGUUCAAGUCAUAUAAUAAUUCAUGCAUAGUAUACGAUAGGAAUGAAUGCAAAGGAAAAAUAUGUAUAGAGAGUUUUGUUUUUUUAAAUCCUGUGCUGAAAAAGAAUUUUUUUAUACAAAUCUAGGAACUUGAUUCUUUACAGAUGUGUGUGUGUAGUGUUUACGAAGUCGAGAGAUGAAAAUGUUCCGUAUUUAUGAAACUGAUUAGAUUCCUGCAGAGAAAUAACAUCAAUAUAUGUUUUUACAUAUAUUUACAGUAUAUGUAUUAUUCUAGAAUAUUGUUAAAAGUUUCUUUUAUAAAUUACGCGGUUAAAACACAUAACGAUGUAAUAGAGAACGCUUUAGGCUAAUAGGGAAAAUCUUAGUAAUGAAAACAAAUUUUUAAAAUUCCUUAUCUCUCUAGACGAAACCCAGAGUCUGUAAAAUAAAUGACAUUGUCGGAGCAAAUGUUAGAUGGAAUGAAUUCCAGGAAAUUGUUUUUAUUACAUUUUAUUUUAAUUUUUAAAUAAUUAAAUUACAUUUAGAAUUAUUAGUAAGCUCAUUAUCGUUUUUUAUCAUUAAAGUAUCUGAGCUUUAUUAUUGAGAUUGUUAUUACAGUUGUAUAAUAAUGAGGAAAUAGUUUCUGUUUGUCAUUCUCAUAUAAGGUUUGUAUCUUUAUUGAGAUGUACAGUAUUACUAAUAGGUAAUUUUAAAGAAAUCAUUUCCAUUCGGUAGAUAUUGAUUCAAAUAAUAAAUGUAACCUAAUGCAUGUCACGUGUAUGCCAUAAACUCUAUUAAUGAAUGAUAUACGAUGAGAAUUAUAAACGUGUUGUUGUUAAUCAUAUAAAAUGGCACGAUCGGUUGUCCAUUACUUAAACAAUAAUGCUUCUUUUUGUUCUCCAGACGACGUUCCGGUUGCUGCUUUUAAUGAAGAAAAUCUACAACCUCCUAGUUAUAAUCGCUUCGAUAGUAGCCAAAAUUUCUCCUCAACUGCACCUCAACCAUUUCAACAGUCCUUUAAAAGACCCGCUUCAACAUGCCCUAAUAUCACUGGUAAUAAGAAGAAGAAAGUAGGAGCGACUGGUGGAUCUUCAGUUUUGACUAUUAAUCCUAAUAAAAGCCCAAUUCAACAACUUAAUGAAAUUCGUCAUGGUCUACAGUAUAUCAUUGCUAGUCAAACAGGACCGAUCCACGCACCAAUUUUUACAAUGCAAGUUACCAUUGAUGGAAAGACGUACGAGGGAGUUGGACAUAAUAAAAAAGCAGCGAAAAUGCAAUGCGCUCAAAAUGCUUUAAACACCCUUGUAGAAUUAUCAAAGCAAGGUAUAAAUAUAAGACGCUUCGAUAAUCAGUCAACGCAAAACCAGUAUGGAAGCCCUUUAGCGUCGCCUGUUGUAACAUUAACAUCAUCAUCGACUGCUCCAACAACAAAUACAAGCUCCUCUGAAUCUAAUAGCGGAGGCAUUAAUGUUCCAAUACCAGAAUCUUCGAAACAGUUCAAUUCUGCAGACUUACUAUUACCAAAUAAAACUACAGAGGUGAAGAAUCCAGCCUCAAUUCUUAAUGAAAUACGUAAGGAUCUAGAGUAUAGCCAAGCUGUCGAGAUUGGACUCCCACCGAAUAGAACUUUUAAAGUCACAGUUGUUGUAGAUGGAACCGUUUAUGAGGGUGUUGGAAGAAAUAAAAAAUUGGCAAAGGCAAGGGCAGCUCAAAAUGCUCUAACUAGUAUAUGGAAUUUAAAAUUUAAUCAACCAGCAGAUGAAAUGUCUUGCCCAGAGUUGAUUGUUACUGAUGAAGCUUUCGAAGAAGUGAAGCUAGCUCCUGAAAUUAUAAAACGUAUUCGACAACCAAUAGUCCGAAACAGUCAGAGUGAAACUUUACAAACUGGAAAUUUUACUCCUGUUUCAACUGUAUUAGGUGAGAGUAAGAAUGAAGUUCAAAUUCUCUAUGAGCAUUUUGGUCCUGCCUACGGACAUCCUAUCGAUAUAAUAUAUCAAUCAGUAUCUGGUUCUGGCAAAAAUUGUGGAAAAGCUACUGUAUGUGUAGUUACUGUUGAAGGGAAAAAAUACGAGGGAGCUGGAGCUACUAAGCCAGAAGCAAAAAAGAAAGCUCUACAAUGCACUAUAGAAUCUCUUAAACAAAGUGGAGAGUGGUUUAGAAGAGCGCAUAAAGUUCGAGAAGAUAGGAAAAUGAGGAAAGAAAAGGCCAGAAAGAAAAUGAUUUCUAAAUGUAACACAAAAAGUAUUUCAAACGAACCCGGUUAUUACAAGCGACUUAAUCAAAAACUGAAACUUAAAAGGGCAGCAAAAGGCACCGUAGCCCAACCGCAGAAUGCUACGGGAAUUUUGAAUGAAAAAUUUCGAAACGAAUUGGAUUUUCAAUUCAAAACCUCGAUUACCUCUAAAGUUCACGAAGUAGUUUUAUUUUUAUGCUCGGGAGAAUUUAUUGGAAGGGGAAAAAGUCGAAAAGAAGCAAAAAAUGUUGCCAGCGAAAUAGCAAUGAUGAAAAUAGGCAUGGAACUACCAAAGAAUAUGAUACGAGCAAAUAUGGCCAUUCAUUUAGAAACGGAAAAUAAUGAUAAUCCAACUGAACGGUUAAUGUCUGCUUUAAAGGCCGGGUUCGAAUGA
This is a messenger RNA of Dimorphilus gyrociliatus, 2845 nucleotides long. NCBI's taxonomy places the organism in Eukaryota, Metazoa, Annelida, Polychaeta, Dinophilidae. The record is from the annotation of a GenBank genome assembly.